This is a messenger RNA of Pediculus humanus corporis (human body louse), 1221 nucleotides long. Its product is annotated as WW domain-containing oxidoreductase, putative. The transcript is spliced from 7 exons. NCBI's taxonomy places the organism in Eukaryota, Metazoa, Arthropoda, Insecta, Psocodea, Pediculidae. The record is from RefSeq and is a predicted model, not a curated record. Gene Ontology annotation, molecular function: protein binding. Bases 1 to 1221 code for a protein of 406 amino acids.
AUGGCAACCGCUCCCCCUGAUUCUGAUAGCGAAGAUGAAUUACCGCCUGGAUGGGAAGAAAGAGCAGCAUUAGAUGGUACCGUGUAUUACGUAAAUCAAAUUACCAAAAGUUAUCAGUGGACGCAUCCUAGAACGGGAAAAAAGAAAAAAACAUUUGGUGAACUUCCUCCUAAUUGGGAAAAAAUAAUUGAAAAUGGACAAAUGAUAUUUAUUGAUCGUACGACUCAACAAAAAACUUUCACUGAUCCUCGUUUAGCUUUUGCAGUCGAAGAAAAAAAUCAUAAAAUGGAUUUUAGACAAAGAUUCGAUGGAUCAUCUACUGCCCUUCAAGUUUUACAUGGAAUCGAUUUGUCUGGAAAAGUUAUUUUAAUUACUGGAGCCACAAGCGGUAUAGGAUUUGAAACAGCAAAAUCAUUUGUUCGACAUGGUGCAGAAGUGAUUCUUUGCGGUCGAACUGAAACAACUUGUAAAGCAGCUGAAAAUAAAAUAUUACAAGAUUAUCCAAAUGGUAAAAUCAGACCACUGCAAAUCGACUUGACAUCUUUACAAAGUGUUAAGUACGCAGCUGAAACUGUUAAACACCAUUAUAAUUUUUUAGAUGUUCUUAUACUGAAUGCAGGAAUUAUGGGGGUUGGUUGGAUGCAAACAGUCGAUGGAAUCGAAUCUGUUUUUCAAGUUAAUCAUUUAUCGCAUUUUUACUUAACCCUAUUACUUCAAAACAAUUUAAAAUCUGGUUCGAGAGUUGUUAUUCUUUCAUCUGAAUCGCACAGGUUUAGCAACAUUAACAAACUGAAUAUAAGUGAAGAAAAAUUAAAUCCAACUUCUCCCAGCGGAUACUGGGACAUGAUGAUUUAUAAUAACAGUAAAUUAUGUAAUGUUUUAUUCGGUGUCGAAUUACAAAAUCGAUGGGCUCAUCGUAACAUAGAUGUAUUCAUGGUUCAUCCUGGAAACAUGGUUAAUACAAACUUAAAAAAACAUUCCUGUCUCUAUCGUUUGAUAUUUACAAUCGUCAGACCUUUUACUAAAUCACUGCAACAAGCUGCAGCUACAACCGUAUAUGCCGCCAUUGCUUCCGAAAUGACUGGUUCCGGUGGGAUAUACCUAAACAAUUGUUGUCCUUGCGUGAUGAGUAAAGAAGGACGUGACGAAGAACUUGCUAAAAAAUUAUGGUACAUAAGUGAAAACAUAUUAACAAGAAUUGUCGGACCCUUGACCAGCUAA